AUGACGAACUAUUUCUCGACUCCCUAUCUCCUCGGCGCCGCAGUUGUCCUGUACAUCGGCUACAGGCUCGUCCAGCAGAUCAACACCGAUGCGCGAAUUCGCAAGCUGGGCGCUCGAGCGCCAGUCCGAAAGACAUACUUCCCGUAUGGCGUUGACAUGGCAUACGAAGUUGUCACCCAUGCUCUGAAAGACAAGUCGUACGAGCUAUGGGUUGCCAUGUUCAACAAGUGGUGCGGUCCAGGACGAUACACAAUUGAGGCUGGCGUUGGCGAGCGCGUGGUUCUGACCGCAGACCCCGAGAAUAUCAAGGCUAUUCUUGCGACACAAUUCAAGGACUACGGCAAGGGAGAGCAGUUCAGGAAAGACUGGCACACCUUCUUGGGCAACGGUAUCUUCACUACCGACGGGCAACUAUGGCACAACUCACGCCAGUUGAUCCGACCGCAAUUCGUCAAGGACCGCCUCAGCGACAUCGACAUCUUCGAACAGCACACCCAAAUCCUUAUGUCCAAGAUCGCCGAGAGUGAGGAGAUCGAUACGCUUGAUAUGAUGUUCAGGUACACAUUGGAUGCCGCUACACAUUUCCUCUUGGGCCAGAGUGUGGGCAGUCUUGACGAGCCACAGACCGUCUUCGCAGAUGCUUUCUACAACGCUCAGCGUAUACAGAGCUUUGUGUCUAAGAUUGGACCUCUAAACUGGCUUAUCCCCCGCAAGUACUUAGGCUUCUACGACUCGAUCAAGAUCAUCAACGACUUCGUCAACCCCUUCAUCGACCGCGCCCUCGCGCUCUCCCCAGAAGAACUCGAGAAGAAGACAAAUCACGAUGAAGGCUACACAUUCCUCCACGCGAUCGCAGGAUACACACGCGACCGAGACAUGCUACGCGACCAACUCGUCUCCGUCCUCCUAGCAGGCCGCGACACAACCGCGUGCACCCUAACAUGGGUAAUCUACCACCUAUCCAUCGAUCCAACCAUACUCGCCAAGCUACGUGCGGAGAUUCUCCAGACUGUCGGUCCAGAGCGCCAGCCCACCUACGAAGACCUGAAGAACAUGAAGUAUCUCCAACAUAUCCUGAACGAAACCCUCCGUCUCUACCCGGUCGUCCCAUACAACAUCCGCCUCGCCCUCAAAGACACCACGCUUCCCGUGGGCGGCGGGCCCGACGGCACGCAACCUAUCGGCAUCCUCGCCGGCACACCAAUCGGCUACUCAACCCUCGUCAUGCAGCGCCGCGAAGACUUGUACCCACCCACGUCUGCUUCCUUCCCUCCGCCCUCGGUCUUCGCGCCUGAUCGAUGGGACAACUGGAACCCGAAGACGUGGACCUAUGUGCCGUUCAACGGCGGGCCUAGGAUCUGCAUUGGCCAACAGUUUGCGCUUACCGAGAUGGGGUAUACGCUUGUUAGAUUGUUCCAGAGGUUUCAGACGGUGGAGAACAAGAUGGGUGGAGCGGAUCCGGGGAUGCAUGCGGAUAUUGUAUUGCAGCCGGCCAAGGAGAUUAAGGUCGUCUUCAGAUAG
Molecule: messenger RNA, 1521 nt
Organism: Alternaria metachromatica
Lineage: Eukaryota; Fungi; Ascomycota; Dothideomycetes; Pleosporales; Pleosporaceae
Exons: 3
Coding region: 1-1521 (506 amino acids)
Molecular function (GO): oxidoreductase activity, acting on paired donors, with incorporation or reduction of molecular oxygen; monooxygenase activity; iron ion binding
Source: RefSeq, a predicted model, not a curated record